Molecule: messenger RNA, 858 nt
Organism: Plutella xylostella (diamondback moth)
Lineage: Eukaryota; Metazoa; Arthropoda; Insecta; Lepidoptera; Plutellidae
Product: troponin C
Cellular component (GO): myosin II complex
Molecular function (GO): calcium ion binding
Source: RefSeq, a predicted model, not a curated record
AAGUGUUCGAUAGGCCGCAGUAGUAGCAAGCGCUGGUGAAAAUAACCCUGAAAGCUGAACGCUGAUCGCUGAAGCGAGCACCGCCAGUCGUGUUGUGCGUCUCACAGUGUUAACUAGUGAUAUCAAACAUGGGUCUGGACACAGAAGACUGGGCAGAUGAGCUCCCUCCAGAACAAAUCGCCGUGCUUCGCAAGGCGUUCGAUGGAUUCGACCACAACCGCUCCGGCAGUAUCCCGUGCGACUUCGUGGCCGACAUCCUGAGGAUGAUGGGGCAGCCCUUCAACAAGGGCAUCCUGGAGGAACUCAUCGAGGAGGUCGACGCCGACAAGUCGGGUCGUCUUGAAUUCGGAGAGUUCGUGACGCUCGCCGCCAAGUUCAUCGUGGAGGAGGACACAGAAGCCAUGCAGAAGGAACUUAGAGAAGCAUUUAGAUUGUACGACAAGGAAGGCAACGGUUACAUUCCCACGUCGAGCCUGCGCGAGAUCCUGCGCGAGCUGGACGAGCAGCUCACGGAGGAGGAGCUGGACGGGCUUAUCCAGGAGAUCGACACCGACGGCAGCGGCACCGUCGACUUCGACGAAUUCAUGGAGAUGAUGACCGGGGAAUAAACAUCGAGGAAAACUUCUUUUUUACAAUUUUAUAUUUAAAUAUUUGUAUGUGCGUUAAUUCAUACUCAACAAAUCGGUAUGCUUAUCUACUUAUCUAUUCGUUGAAAGAUGAAAAUUUAACCCAGAUAAAAAUGAAUCUCAAUACAUUACUUCACAUAAACUUAUUCACGUAUCGUGCGCAAUAAUAUCGUUCUUGUUCUGAUGUGUGUGUCUGUGUACUGUUUAUAUUAAUAAAUUCUUUAUUCUAUUA